UUAUUGUAAAAAUUUUGAACUUUCCAUAUGAUUGAUGUUUAGGAGUUAAAUCUUUAAUCCUGUUUGAGCAAAACCAUAAAUCUAAUGUAUGACGCACUUGUAUAGUCAGUUAUCUUUUAGAAAAUAAGUUCCUACUUCAUCUACAGAGUUCACGUGCAUAAUGAGUGAUUCUUUUAUUAAAAACGAGCCAAAUUCUCCACACCAUGCUCAAAUUUCAUCCAGAUCUUCGUCAGCACAAAACAGUGAGAUUGAACGAGAUUCUUCAGAUUCUGAUGACAAUACCAAAAGUAGUAACUCGUUGAGCUACAAAGAAAGAAGACGAGAAGCCCAUACACAGGCUGAACAAAAGCGAAGAGAUAACAUUAAGAAAGGCUAUGAUAGUCUUCAGGAAUUAGUUCCUACUUGUGCACAAAACGACACUUCAUCUGGCUAUAAAUUGAGUAAAGCAACAGUGCUUCAAAAAUCAAUAGAUUACGUUUCUUAUCUGAAACAACAAAAAAUUAAGCAAGAAGAAGAACGUGCAGCUAUGCUGAAAGAAGUAAAGGCUCUGAGAAUCCUACAAAGGAAUUAUGAGCACAUGCUUCAAAAUCAACAAACUUCAAAUCAGCAAAUGGAAACGAUAAGCGACGAAAUUAAGUUUCAAGUCUUUCAGUCCGUAUUGAACGAAAUGUUUGUAACAUUUGAUAAGCUUCCAAUGAAUGAUUUUGAUGAACUUGUAAACUCAGUCUGUGAAUGGCUUGAAAGCAGUUUUUCAAGUCAAUAUAUUAAGCAAAUAGCUCAACAAAGCCUUAAUAACAUUGCAGCGUCAAAUGAUAAUGAACCAAUGCAGAAUUAAUUUAAAUAACAAAUGAGGACUAUUAUUAUUAUUGCUAUUAUUUAUGUCUAUGCAAUUCUAUCUACUUGAAGAUUAAUAAAAAUAUAUUUUUGUUUGUUUCAUUAUUGAUACAUUAA
This is a messenger RNA of Chironomus riparius, 951 nucleotides long. The record is from the annotation of a GenBank genome assembly. Lineage: Eukaryota; Metazoa; Arthropoda; Insecta; Diptera; Chironomidae.